GGGCUGGUGAUUGCGCUGGUGGUUGUCCUUGCUGGCGGCAUCGCCGGCGGCGUGGCGGGAGGUUUGGCGGCGCAAAAGGCUACUAGCUCAGCCGUGUCAGUGUAAGUUCACCUGUCCCUCCAACUCACGUAGGGAAGAUGAGAGGACGUGGUCACUGAAUCCCAACGUCCAAACAGAGACCCGUCAUCAACAGCCUCAGCAACAGCAGGCUCGCAAUCGGCGCCUACGGCCUCAAGCGCAAGCUCAGGCGCAGGCAUACAGUCUUCCAGUUCAACAGCGACUUCAUCCACCACGCGCUCGAUCCCGACGGGCAUCCGCUCCGCCCCGACGGACGGUGGCUGCCCGAGCAUCAACACGACGACCUACACGCCCACCGACGCCGGCGGCAACGCGAUGAAAAUUGGUUCCGGGUACUCAACGCAGACCUUCCGUCAGCUCUGCGAGGUGAAUUACCCGUCGGGCGCGGCGUACGGCAACCCAGCGCUGUAUGAUAUCCUCAAGGUGUAUGUUUCGACGUUUGAGGAGUGUAUGGCGCUGUGUGCGGCUCAUAACCAGGCGUAUGGGAGUAAUCUUGCCAGCGGGGAUGUCAAGGCGGGCGGGUAUUGUCGGUCUGUUGCUAUGAUUAAGUUGCCGGGAGAGUAUUGUUAUUUGAAGAAUGGUACUGGCAAGAUGGACACCCAGGGGCACGCCAAGGAUUUUGUUACUGGUGUUGUUGUUUCUGGGCUGCCGGAUGCGUAGGUUGUUGAGUAUGCGGGGAAUGGAAUGCCUGGGACCUUUGGGUUAGGGGAAAGCCCUGAAUAAUGAUGUGUACCCAACGGCCGUGGU
Colletotrichum acutatum is the source of this 825-nucleotide messenger RNA. RefSeq lists its product as uncharacterized. NCBI's taxonomy places the organism in Eukaryota, Fungi, Ascomycota, Sordariomycetes, Glomerellales, Glomerellaceae. Bases 394 to 738 code for a protein of 114 amino acids. The transcript has a single exon. The record is from RefSeq and is a predicted model, not a curated record.